This is a messenger RNA of Lolium rigidum, 693 nucleotides long. RefSeq names its product zinc finger MYM-type protein 1-like. The record is from RefSeq and is a predicted model, not a curated record. Bases 1 to 693 code for a protein of 230 amino acids. Lineage: Eukaryota; Viridiplantae; Streptophyta; Magnoliopsida; Poales; Poaceae. The transcript has 4 exons.
AUGAACAAUGGAGAGAGUGCUUUGGGACAUGACGGGUUUAGAGAUUGGAAGCAUGUUAGUGAGAGACUCAAAGAACAUGAAGCCAGUGUUGAGCAUAUUACCGGCAUGGUCCGUUGGAAGGAACUGAGAACUAGACUGAGCAAACAUGAAACAAUUGAUAAGGAGUUGCAGCAUGAGAUCACAAAGGAGAAGGAGCGCAUAAGGCAAGUUUUACUAAGAAUAGUUGUUGUUGUGAAGUUUCUUGGUAAACGUAAUUUGGCUUUUAGUGGAUCCAAUGAGGAGCUUUACAAUGAUAACAAUUCUAGCAUUACACACACUAUUCUAAAGGUAGUUAAAGAGGCAAAAUAUUUCUCGGUUAUUCUUGAUUGUACUCCAGAUGUUAGUCACCAAGAGCAAAUGAGUUUGUUGGUUCGAUGUGUUGAUAUGUCGAAUGCCCAAAUAAAAAUUGAGGAGUACUUUCUAGGUUUUUUGGUGGUGAAUGACACAUCUGGUGAAAGGCUUUUCAAUGUGUUGGUUGAAUCCAUCAAAGCACAUGGUCUUCUUAUUGAUGACAUCAGGGGUCAAGGUUAUGAUAAUGGCUCCAAUAUGAAAGAUUGGUUCGGGCUUACAAGCUCUCCUAACCGUGGCCUCAGCCUGUUGGCCAAGAGCUUGGAGAACAGUUUGGAGAAACUGUGCAUGAGGCUGAUCGGGUGA